Coregonus sp. 'balchen' is the source of this 2538-nucleotide messenger RNA. Lineage: Eukaryota; Metazoa; Chordata; Actinopteri; Salmoniformes; Salmonidae. The record is from the annotation of a GenBank genome assembly.
AUUUUCUGAAGAGGCGUAUAGCUCAUGAAUAACAAAACAGCGCUCGCAGUAGGCUACGACCGACAGGAUCCGUGGUGUUGUUUUGACAACGUUAUAAUUUGUGAAGCAGGUUUCAAAGCAACAGACUGAAACACUGCUUUGCCUUCAUUUUUAUACGGAUAUUUCAAACAGUGCCUCUGCAGCCUACGUCGGGUCUACAUAAAUCGUUUCCUAUUGUUUUGAAGAAGAUUAUGGACAUUCCCCCACCUAAUAUUCUCGAAGGCGACGAUGGUAAGACUAGCUUAUUCGUGUCGUUUUGGAUGAAUUGAGAGAUCCUUUCCAAUGUACACAUUUUUUAUGUGAACUGCAUAGAUCUGACGCGGACAUGUUGACUGGUGUAUAGAGACGUAUUAGUGCUUUUAAUGAGCGUUUGUGUACCACUCAAACAACUGGACACAUUGGUUGUUGUUUUGUUUUUUAAUCAGCUGUGUUUGAUCAUUAUAUAUGACUAGUUAAAUAGUGGUUCAAAUGUGUCAAGUAUAGAGCAGUACUGGGGAAGUCAACCCUUCGUACAUUGAGUGCUGUGCCAGUUUCCCCUGAGGCACUGAACUGAGGGGGGGGAAAGAACAUAAAGUUCUCACACCUCCCUGCUUGUUCUUGGGCUCUGCAGUCAAACCAUUUUUCACAUACAAUAUGAGUACAUCAUUUUCUUACAUUUGAAGGUGCAAUUCAUAUUUUUUUCAUGUUAGUUUUUGUGUUUAGGGGCUGUGUUGACAAGUCCAGAUUUCCCUUCCCGUUUAUUGGUUCAUGCCCCCCCCCCCCUUUCAUUUCCCUCAUUCUGUAAUUUCACCACCUAUUUUUUUCUACUUCUUUCCAUCUUGUCUGGGUUCACAUGGUCAUGCCCCCUUCACUCAUUAUGCUCUUCACUGUUAUCUCCACAGAAAUAGAGAAGAAGAAGUUGUGCUCCGCCGAUAACAGCGAGGCCGGUGUUGGAGGGGGCAGUGGUGGGACCGGAGGUACAGGCGUUGGAGGGGUGUCCGCCUCCCUCACCCCUGCCAUCUGGGAGAAGACCAUCCCCUAUGAUGGGGAGACCUUCCACUUGGAGUACAUGGACCUGGAUGAGUUCCUGCAGGAGAAUGGCAUCCCAGUCACCUUAGAGGAGGAGCUGCAGAAGAGCCUGGCCCAGGAGGAAACCAAGGGGACAAGACCCCCUACCGCCACAGUCACCUCUGACACAGAGACCGUCACACUCACCCUAGAGCCAGCUGAACAAGAGAAGGAAGAAGAAGAUGGGGAGGAGGAAGAUGCUGUGUCUGGGUUUGAAGCAGCAGAGGGUGAAGUGUCUAAAAAUAAAAAAGGUUCAUUCUUGGGGCCCAUUGUUAAAGGCCCAGACAAAUUCUACCUUUGAACUCAGCAUACACAUAUACUGACACUGAAAUAGACGCUUGCAACAUGCUGACACUAGAUACUUACAUAUUGUAUUCAAAUGUCAAAUAGACGUACCCAUAAACCACUGACUCUUGGACACAUGGUGUUGCGCACUUGACUUUUCCAUACUGGUUCAUGGCCAUACAUACACACUUUGCCUCCAGCACACACAUGGACACACUUACAUGUGAAACCUGAGCUACAGCAUUGACAAAUAGCAGUAUUCAUAUAGGGCUGACCUUAGAGUGUCUUAAGGAAAUAAUCUAGCAAACAGCAGUGAAUUUUCCAUUAACUAUAGCCUUCAAGAUUAUAAAAAACAUACUUAACAGCCACCAAAAUAAAAUAAAAAAGUAAGGUUUCUCCAUGGAAAUAUACUGCUCAUUGAUUUAAAUUUGUCUCCCUCUAGAAGGUAAGUCUGCAGACCGACUCACGCCCACUCCCAUCGACCCAGAGGACAUUGAGGUGGACAUCAACUUCCAGCCGGACCCCACAGACCUGGUUCUGUCCAGCGUGCCCGGGGGUGAGCUGUUCAACCCACGCAAACACAAGUUCUCUGACGAGGACCUCAAACCACAGCCCAUGAUCAAGAAGGCCAAGAAGGUCUUUGUGCCCACUGAGCAGAAGGUAAGAUGAUCUGUGAAUAUUCGUUUCAGGGAGGUGAUGAACGAUGGAACUGGUUGUUCUGUAGUAGGAUAAUGAGAAUGUAGGCACUGCAAUUGGGCACCAAAUAAUCAUUGGUUGAUGAAGAUUGUAGUAUCACUAUGUUACACCAGCAAAAUGAAUGAGCGAGUAGUAAGUCAUGAAAUAAGGGGGCUUGUCUGGGAUUAGGGAUGUUUCCACAACACUGAUUCUAUUAUUCUCUAUUAAAAUCCUCUGUUGAUGUCUGGUUCUGUUGUUCAACUCUGUCUCUCACAGGACGAUAAAUACUGGUCGAGGAGGAAGAAGAACAACGUGGCAGCUAAACGUUCACGUGACGCCCGGCGGCUGAAGGAGAAUCAGAUCACAGUGCGCGCUUCGUUUCUGGAGAGGGAAAAUGCGGUGUUGCGGCAACAAGUGGCUGAGUUGCGAAAGGACUGUGGUCGCUGCAAGAACAUCAUGUCCCGAUAUGAAGCCAAAUACGGACCAUUGUAA